Ananas comosus (pineapple) is the source of this 1507-nucleotide messenger RNA. RefSeq names its product transaldolase. Gene Ontology annotation, biological process: carbohydrate metabolic process; pentose-phosphate shunt. Gene Ontology annotation, molecular function: transaldolase activity. Gene Ontology annotation, cellular component: cytoplasm; intracellular anatomical structure. Lineage: Eukaryota; Viridiplantae; Streptophyta; Magnoliopsida; Poales; Bromeliaceae. The record is from RefSeq and is a predicted model, not a curated record.
AUGACGUGGCACGCGUGGUCUAAGGAAAGAAGUGCCAAGUCAUCAUGUGGCAUGACCAAUUCCGCGAUUCCAUGGCGAUCGUCGUCGACGGCGCCGGCGAAGCUCCUCUUCCGCCUCCGGCGAUCUUUUCCGGCGGCACGCGUCGCCGGCGGCGGGAACGCCGCCUCGUCCUCCCUCGACGCCGAUUUCCUCCAACAGCUGCUACUGUCAGCUCCUCGCUGCUGCUUGGUAUUUCCAGUCUUCCAGAUACUAAGUUCAAGAGUGCCAUAGAGACAGCAUUGGCUGAUAGUGAAUGCUAUGAGCAAGAUAAGAGUAGUAGCCGUAUGACCUGCUUCUUGAAUAAGGCUCUGGUGAAUGUUGGAGCUGACUUGGCCAAAUUGGUUCCUGGACGGGUAUCGACAGAAGUGGAUGCUCGCUUGGCAUAUGACACGCAAGGAAUAAUUCACAGAGUGCAUGAUCUAUUGAAGCUAUACAAUGAAGUAGAGGUCUCAUCUCAGCGUCUACUCUUUAAAAUUCCUUCAACUUGGCAAGGGAUAGAGGCCUCAAGGUUGCUUGAGUCCGAGGGAAUACAAACACACUUGACAUUUGUUUAUAGUUUUGCUCAGGCUGCAGCUGCAGCUCAAGCUGGUGCUUCUGUUAUCCAGAUAUUUGUUGGCCGCAUUAGGGAUUGGGCCCGCAAUCAUUCUGGUGAUCCUGAGAUAGAGGCUGCUUUGAAAAAUGGAGAAGAUCCUGGGUUGGCUCUGGUGAAGAAAACAUACAACUACAUUCACAAAUAUGGGCACAAAUCAAAGCUGAUGGCUGCAGCAGUUCGCAACAAACAAGAUGUAUUUAGCCUCCUUGGGAUCGACUACAUAAUUGCACCUCUGAAGGUGCUGCAGUCUCUGAAAGAAUCCAUCACCUCUCCUGAUGAGAAGUAUUCAUUUGUUCAGAGGUUGUCUCCUCGCUCGGCGAAAAUGUACAACUUCACUGAAGAAGAGCUUGUGAAGUGGGACCAACUGAGCUUCGCAGCCGCGUUAGGGCCUGCAGCGGAAGAGCUUCUUGCCACCGGGCUCGAAGGGUACGUCAAUCAAACCGCACGCGUGGAAGAGCUCUUCGGGAAGAUAUGGCCCCCUCCCAAUGUUUAAAAUCUUUCGACCUGCAGGUGCGGCUUCUUUCUAUCAGCAAUGAAUAAAGCAGCAGUCGAGAGCCUUUUUCCGCUUCUGUCAUCCGCAAUCUCUCUUUCCAUUUUGCUUGGUUAAAAGUAGGAUUUAUGUGCUUCUUUGGUUGUGGCAUUGAGAGAACUUGGGCACUUUGUAUGCAUGCACGAUAAACCGGUGCUCCGAGUGCUUAAUUUAAGUGCUUUUCCUUUUUCUUGUAUAAUCCUGUUUUGCCGGGAUCAGAUCGCAGCUGCAUGUGAACAUGCUAAAGCAUGUCGAGAUUCAUCGGUGAUAUGUAGAUCAAUGCAUUACCAGCCCCCAGUAUCAAAUUUGCGUGUCUAUUAAAACUAGUGCAUCGUAAGAUCUACAAA